AAGGACAAUGUUCAAGGAAGGACUUGACAGUGAGACCCUUAGAUGGGUUCGAGGGGAGGAUGAUAUUCAGAGAAAAGAAAAAUCUGAACGUGUUGACAACCUAAGGAGUAGCAAUCGUGUCCUCAGAUUGCCUUCUCCGGGCGUAUUUGGAUGUGCACGUUCACCCAUAAAUGUGAUUUCAGUGUGGCAAACAAUGCCACAUGUGAGUGGCAAUGAUUGUGAGUCAGACAUGGACUUAUCCUCUGACUCAGAAAAUGAGGUACAUUCUUACUUCAGUUCGUCUAGAGAGACGAUUCAAUCUAAACAAGGAAAGGGGAUCCGAGUUGGGCAGCCUAAUCACACAGAAGAACUUUUGGAUUCAGCCAAAAGCGCAAAAGUUCCGUUUAUGCAAUCUAUGAAUAACAAAGGUGGUGAAUGUGACAGAGGAACCUACACUAUGGGUGAUUGUUUGCCUAAUGUUGCUGCAGGGGAAAAUGUGGAAAGAACUGCCAAGCAGGAUUUUUAUGGAAGAGGACUGCAGAAUAAGAAGCCUUUGGAUAAUUGUAUUCCCAGUGCGCCUCUAUUUGUUGGGUCUGAAUCUGACUUAGAGCAAACUUCUGAGCAAAUUUUAACUUUUAAAGCACAUGGGACACCUUCCCUUUCAUAUUCAAGUGUUUCUGCCACCACAAAUGAUUCAAAAGAAUCAAGAAAUACAACUGGUCAUGGAAUUCCUAACCAAUCAACUAGGCAUCACAAGACCUUUGCUGGUUUUGAAGUCGAUGCAUCUUCAGUUUCUUUGCCUACUCAACGCCCCACGUUUCAUGCAAGAAUUGCAUUCAGUGGGCAAGGUAAAUGGUGUGCUUUGUUCUCUUAUGAAGCAUGUUGUCGUCUCUGCCUUCACUCAUGGUCUCAGCGCCAUUGCAUGGAAGCUCCCUAUUUCUUGAAUGAUGAGUUUGCAGUGUUGCGAGAGGCAUUUGGUUUACGAUGUGUAUUAUUACAACCAGAUGAAGAACUAUUGGCAAAACGAUCUCCAGAGAUAGUCAGUGAGGGAGCUGCUCCAAAAUCUAGGAAAACUUCGGGCAAAAUGAAAAUGCAGCUUCAAGUGCGUAAAGUGAAAAUGGGUUUAGACCCGCCUACUUGCUGCAGUUUUUCACUUGUAAAGCCACAAAUGAUUAAAUCAGGAUCACUUCGUUCAUAUUUCUCCAAAUAUAAAUCAAAUCUAUAUUCUAAAUGGGAAGCUACAAGGAAAGUUCAGGUUGCAAGUCAUACUCCUGCAAAUGGUUCAAGCAGCCAGUUUAUAAGACAGGUCUCUGGGAUUUUAGAAUCUGGGAUGACUCCUAUGCACUAUAGUUCUUCAAAGGAAGUAGUGUCAGAACGAUAUUCUUGUUGGUUGAGAUUGAAAAAUUCAUCUGAGGAGGAUGCAGUUCAAAUGCAACCUGGAUCUGGUGAAACACAUGUGUUCUUUCCAGAUAGUCUUGGUGAUGAUCUGAUUAUUGAAGUUCAAGAUUCCAAAGGACAGCAUAAGGGUCGUGUCCUAGCUCAAGUGGCCUCAAUCGCUGAUGAACCGGGAAACAAGCUUCGAUGGUGGCCUAUAUUUCAUGAGCCAGAGCAUGAAUUGGUCGGCAGAGUACAACUAUACAUAAGCUAUUCAAUAACUCCAGAUGAGAAUAAGCAUCUAAAGUGUGGCUCUGUUGCGGAAACUGUGGCAUAUGACUUUGUGUUGGAAGUUGCAAUGAAAGUUCAACAUAUUCAGCAAAGAAAUUUGUUGCUAAAUGGCCCUUGGAAGUGGUUAGUAUCCGAGUUUGCAUCUUAUUAUGGAGUAUCAGAUGCAUACACCCGACUAAGAUACCUUACCUAUGUAAUGGAUGUGGCUACACCCACAGAAGACUGUCUGACUUUGAUACAUGAGUUUCUAUUGCCUGUAUUUAUGAAAAGCAAAGGCAAGAUUGCAUUAAGUCACCAAGAGAAUCGUAUUCUAGGGGAGAUUGAGUAUAAAGUUCAGCAGAUCAUUAAAUUGGUUUUUGAGAACUACAAGUUGCUAGAUGAAUCUUCCCCAUCGGGGAUGAUGGAUGAUUUCAAGCCUGCCACUGGGAUGAUACCUCCUGCUUUGAUCCCUGCUGUUAAGCUAUAUGGUUUACUGCAUGAUGUUCUAAAUCCUGAGGCGCAGUUGACAUUAUGCAGAUAUUUUCAGGUUGCCGCAAAAAAGAGGUCAAGAAGGCACUUAGCAGAAACAGAUGAGCUUAUCUUGAGUAGUGAAGGGGCGACAUUUAUGGAUCCCAUGUCUCUUUCAACUUCUUAUCGGAAGAUGAAUUCCCUUAUUUGUAAUUUCAGAAAUGAAAUUUUCACUGACAUUGAAAUCCACAAUCAGCAUGUGCUUCCAAGUUUUAUAGACCUUCCAAAUCUUUCUUCAGCUAUUUAUAGUUUGGAGCUUUGCAAUAGAUUGUGUGCAUUCCUUGUUGCAUGCCCUCCUCCUAGCCUUUCAGCUCAUGUUGCAGAACUUGUUAUUGCAACAGCAGACUUCCAAAGGGAUCUUGCAAGCUGGAACAUUAAUCCUGUCAAAGGUGGGGUUGAUGCAAAAGAGAUUUUCCAAGACUAUAUUAACCGCUGGAUUCAAGAAAAGCGUCUUUCUUUGCUUGAGUCCUGCAAAUUAGACAAGGUGAAAUGGUUAGGUGUCAGAACCCAAUACUCAACAACUCCUUUUGUUGAAGAGUUGUAUGAUCGGAUAAAUGAAACAUUGGAUGAAUAUGAAGUUAUCAUUUGUCGUUGGCCCAAAUACAAAUGUCACUUGGAGAAGGUUAUAGAAGAUAUUGAGAGGGCAAUUCUUGAAGCUUUGGACAAGCAGUAUGCUGAUGUUUUAACACCGUUGAAGGACAAUCUGACAUCAAAAAUAUAUGGCCUCAAAUAUGUCCAGAAAUUUGCUAAACGAAGUGACACCUAUGUUGCCCCAGAAGAGUUAGGAAUUCUUUUAAAUUCCAUGAGAAGGAUGUUGGAUGUGCUGCGGCCAAAAAUAGAAACACACCUGAGUUUGUGGAGUUCUUGCAUCCCUCAUGAUGGAGGCACUACCAGAGAAGAUUGUUCUAGUGAAGUAAGCGUGAUGCUUAGAGCCAAAUUCAGAAGUUACCUUCAUGCGGUUGUGGAGAAACUUGCAGAGAAUACUAGAUUGCAGCAUGAAACAAAUUUGAAAAAGAUCAUUCAACACUUAACGGAAAAUGUGGUAGAAUCAGACAUACAAAAUAGAAUGCAGCCUUUGAGGAAUAUCCUAAUAAGGACAAUAGAUCAGCUCCAUACUAUCGUUGAACCUAAUGUGUUUCUAGCAAUAUGCCGUGGUUUUUGGGACAGGAUGGGGCAGGAUAUACUAUGUAGUUUGGAAAACAGGAGAGAAAACGGGUCAUAUAAAGGCUUGCGAAUCGCAGUUUCUAUUUUGGACGAAAUAUUUACAUCAGAGAUACAGCAAUUGCUUGGGAACACACUGCAAGAGAAAGAUUUGGAGCCGCCACCAAAAAUUAUGGAAGUGCGGUCAUUGCUCUAUAGUGAUACUUUUAAAUACAAGGACAACUACUAUUAAUUCUAUUUUUUCUGUAAAUACAAAACUGAUGAGAGGGUGUUCAGUUUUAACCUCAUACCAUUUGAGAGUAAAUGAAAAGUGGGCAUGGGGACAAUGAAUCAUUGUUGAUGACGCAGGUACAUAGUUCAGGAUAAUGCAGUCUCCUACCGACAAGUUUUUGGCAAUUUUGAACUGGUUCUCUCAAUUUUUUGUAGGUUGACCACCAUAUCCUCAAUAAUAUAUUUUCAUUGCCUUUGUUCC
Messenger RNA from Quercus robur (English oak), 3784 nucleotides. RefSeq lists its product as uncharacterized. The record is from RefSeq and is a predicted model, not a curated record. The transcript has 22 exons. Bases 8 to 3544 code for a protein of 1178 amino acids. NCBI's taxonomy places the organism in Eukaryota, Viridiplantae, Streptophyta, Magnoliopsida, Fagales, Fagaceae.